AGUGCUUCUCACUGUAUAGAGAAUACUGACAGAACAUACUGCAAGCUAUGGCGGACAAGACUUAAGCUUAAGCUCGACUGGCUCAAAGAAAAUGACAGCGAUACUACUCACCAUUGGCGUUGGCGUCAAACCUUGGUUAAGGGUUCGCAUGUAAUUCCCGUGAUUCCUGCAACGUCAGACAGUGUUUAGUCAGAUUGACUUCUCUAGCCUGUCACCGCGCAGCUCAGAACACAAAUGGCUUCGUACAAAGACAUCCUUAAGGAGAAAGAUAACCAGAACUGGCUAAAAGGAUCCCUCGCCCUCAGGAUCACCAAGUCUGGUUUACGAGGCCUUGUUGAUGGGGAUUGCUAUCGCGUUCAGCAAAAGAUCCACUCUUCAGUCCUCCUGGCCAGGAACCUCGCUGUUGGAACAACAUGCAGCCUUUGUCUGACAGAACAUCUCUUGCAGUGUCCAACAAAAGGACUCUGUUCACAUCCGCGAAAUUGCAAGUACCACAACUCUCCAUUGAAGAUACACCGACCUUGCCCCUCACAGAUAUGUGAUGACUUUCGGGAUGAAAUAUGCGCUGUCCAUAGAUAUAGUGGGCCGUCCAGGAAGAAUACCAAAGCCAACCAAUGGUGUACGAACCAUUGGCAAGUAGCCAAAUGCUUUAUGCCACCUGACGGCUAUCACAACGUGACGUCGUACGACGAGACAGACUUCAAUGGCAUCAUUAGCGUUAUGAUCAACUGUACAGAGUUCCAACGGCGUAUGUCGUUCCCUAUUGGCAACCAACCAAACGCCUUGACUGAGGCUCGUGUGAUAGGCCGCAAUAUUCGCCAUUCCCCGGAUCUCAAAGUGACAGACACAGACCUAACCGAGUACUUCGCAGCUCUGAACGCGCUUCUGACAGACUCUACCUUUCUGGCGAGUGACAUAGAUGCCCAGCAAGCUGUCUUUAAACUGAAACAGCUUGAAAAAGGCACCCUUCCAAUAACGACUGAAGAAGUACGUGAACUACUAGAAGAAGCUAGGGCGACGGUAGAAGCUGGCAUAGAAUCUGGCAAACGUCAGUUAGCGGAGACUGCGGAAACAGGAAAGAAAGAUAUAGAAGGCGUUGUGUUUCAGGGGAAGCUUCAAUUAGAAGAUGCAACAAAAACAGGAAAUAGCGAGCUAGAAGGCGUUGUGACGCAGGGGAAGCUUCAAUUCGAAGAUGCAAUUAAAACAGGAAAACGCAAUCUAGAAGGCGUUGUGACGCAGGGGAAGCUUCAUUUAGAAGAUGCAAUGACAACUGCUAGGGUAGUCACGGAGAGAGGGAAACUCGAGAUUGAAGACGCAGUGGCAAAGAGUUGGAGGAGGCCUUGCAGAAGAUAAAAGCUCUUUCUUCCCUGUCAGAGGCGGAACAAAGAGAAGAUCUACGUCAACGGCUAGUCAAGUACUACCAGAAGCAGCUCAACAGCGCGCCCAUAUCGCCCCUGCUAUCGGACAAGGACGAGAGACUGUACAAGUUUUACGUCCCUCCGAAGAUCGAGAAGAAAGACCACAGAAGAC
This is a messenger RNA of Mya arenaria, 1530 nucleotides long. RefSeq lists its product as uncharacterized. The transcript has 6 exons. Bases 235 to 1353 code for a protein of 372 amino acids. The record is from RefSeq and is a predicted model, not a curated record. Lineage: Eukaryota; Metazoa; Mollusca; Bivalvia; Myida; Myidae.